AUGCAACAGAUAUCUAUUGUGACUGGUAGUGAACGAAAAAGAAGCGAAAUUAGUGCUGUUAUUGGUACCAAACUGCCCUAUACCUUUUUGGCCUAUGAUUUAGAUGAGAUUCAGGGGGCUCCUCGUGAUAUUAUUACAAGAAAGCUUCAAGAUGCUUAUGAAUUAGCUAAAGGACCCGUAGUGGUUGAGGACUACUCACUUUACAUUGAUCGCUUAGCUGGAUUUCCAGGACCUUAUGUGAAGUCCUUGCUUAAGAAUGGCGAGUUAGGCCGGAUUGUUAAGGAGUUAGCCGUAGUAGGAGAAGUGCGCUGCUCCAGUGAGUGUCUUUAUGGAUACACAAACAAGCAAGGCGAGACUUUUCUCUUCUCAGCUACUGCCCAGGGCGUACUAGUUCCUUCUGAAAGAGAAGCUUCUGGACUCUUUGGAGUGGAUGAGCUACUAGUUAUUGAUGGCACUGAUAAGCCGUAUCUUUAUCUUUCACCCGAGGAGAAAGACCAGCACUCUAUUAGGAAGAAAGCACUGGAGCAACUUAUGGCCCAUAUUGUUACCGAACAAAUAAGCACCCAAUAG
Molecule: messenger RNA, 570 nt
Organism: Nematocida homosporus
Lineage: Eukaryota; Fungi; Microsporidia
Product: inosine triphosphate pyrophosphatase
Exons: 1
Coding region: 1-570 (189 amino acids)
Biological process (GO): nucleoside triphosphate catabolic process
Cellular component (GO): cytoplasm
Molecular function (GO): nucleoside triphosphate diphosphatase activity
Source: RefSeq, a predicted model, not a curated record